AUGCUUCAGCUUUGGAAACUUGUUCUCUUGUGCGGCCUGCUCACUGGGACCUCGGCAUCUCUUCUUGGAGACCUUAGCAACGACCUGAAUAAUGUUGUGGACAAGCUGAAACCUGCUGUUGAGAAAGGACUUGAGACCAUUGACAAUACAGUUGAAUCUAUCCUUCAGAAACUGAAGGCUGACGUGGCGGUGCUUCAGGAUUCCAAGGUUUGGCAGCUGGCCAAGCAGAAGCUGCAGGAAGCUGAGAAGUUGGUGAACGAUGCUCUUUCGAAGGUCCUCUCACUUAAGAACGGGACUUUGAGCUUGAACAUCCUUAACUCCCGCAUCCUGAAUAUCAGAAUUGAACUGACUCCUGAUGGUGAAGGCAUUAACAUAAGGGUCCCCGUCACCGCUAAUGUCACCCUGGCUCUGCCUCUCAUUGGCAAGAAGGUCAACCUGAAGGUUUCUUUGGACCUCCUGACUAGCCUCAGACUUGAAACCGAUGCCCAGACUGGCAUCCCCAAAGUGGUCGUGGGAGAAUGCCUCAGUGACUCAGACAGCAUCUCCAUCACCUUGCUGGACGGCCACAGUCAACUGAUCAACAAGGUCCUGAACUCCAUGACCAGCAUCCUGGAAAAGACUGUGUCCCACCUAAUAGAGAAGGAUGUGUGCCCAUUGAUCCACCUCUUGGUCUCCACCGUGGAUGAACAUAUUUUACAUGACAUCAUUGAACCUGCCUGUGAGAUGUGA
Molecule: messenger RNA, 729 nt
Organism: Lynx canadensis (Canada lynx)
Lineage: Eukaryota; Metazoa; Chordata; Mammalia; Carnivora; Felidae
Gene: BPIFA2
Product: BPI fold containing family A member 2
Exons: 7
Coding region: 1-729 (242 amino acids)
Molecular function (GO): lipid binding
Source: RefSeq, a predicted model, not a curated record